Molecule: messenger RNA, 3118 nt
Organism: Aspergillus sclerotioniger CBS 115572
Lineage: Eukaryota; Fungi; Ascomycota; Eurotiomycetes; Eurotiales; Aspergillaceae
Product: WD40 repeat domain-containing protein
Exons: 5
Coding region: 215-2992 (925 amino acids)
Molecular function (GO): protein binding
Source: RefSeq, a predicted model, not a curated record
UCCAGUCUCCAGCAGUCCAGCCUUCAUCUGCUCCUCCACGUCCUCCGCUCUUUUCCCCGGCCCUAAUCACUAAUAAAUCCUUCUCCCUUGCUCGUCUUCAGCCCUUUCUUCCCCUUCUUCCCCUUCUUCCCCCUUCCCAUCCGUCGGGUCUCCCGGACGGUUGCCGUGUGUCCUCCCACCAAUCCCAUGCGCCGUUCCCGGCGACACCCGAGCCAUGGCGGAGGGAAUGCGCGACGAGCGAGGCGCGCACUCGCGGGCUUCCACGGUGCCGGCCAUCAUCACCACCAAUGCCUCGUCCUCGACCAUUGUCCAGCACGAUUUGUCCACCUCGGCCACCAAUAGCCCGACCUUUCUCAACCGGGGCGACCACAGCCCCGGCAUCCCCAGUCCCGGCCUCCUCCGUUCCUCGCAAAGUUUUCCCAUCGGCUCGGUAUCCGAUCUGGCCUCCGCGUCGAGCGGAUACCAACAACAUGCCAGGAAAGACUCCCGCACCCUUCCGGCGGCGAGCAACGGCUCCGUCAAGAAUCUGGCCUCAUCUCCAAGCCUGGUGCAGUCCACCGCCGAUUCCAGCGCCAUCGAUCCCUUGUCCCAACAUAUCAUCAAGCGCACCAACACGCAGAAAACUAUCCCCCUGAAGCUGCUAGGACGAGCGUCGACCGAGGCCGAGCUGGGCGGAAGUGAUCCUCGAGGGUCGAUGGACCAUGGGUCAGCGCGGGGAGAGACGGUGUUGCACCCGAAGCCUCCCAAGGAGAAGAAGAAAGGAGUCUCCUUCCUCAGUCGCAUUAUCCCUGGUAAGAAAAAAGACCAGUUCUUGGAAGAAGACGAUGUCUCCGAACCUGAAACCACCCGCAUGGAUCCCGACGUUGCCGCCCAGCCGAUAGGGUUCGUUCCGCGAUUUCCACCUCCUCCCAAGUACAUCCGCGUGCGCGCCAACUACAAGAAAGAAAAGACCUUCAACCGGGUCUUCCUGGCGCAGGAGCUGGACGGCGCCGACGAUUCGGCGAGUGUAUCGGACCGGGAUGCGGCCAUCUCCACGGCCGGUCCCCAGAACGAGCGGUAUACGGGCAAGGCCAUCUGGGCUCUGGUCUUUUCCAAUGACGGCAAAUACCUGGCUGCAGCCGGUCAGGACCGAAAGGUGCGCGUCUGGCAGGUGGUGGCGUCGGCGGAUGAUCGCGAACCCAGCCAGCCCAAGGGAGACGACGACGCGCCUCGGCUGAAUGCGCAGGUGUUCAAAAGCCAGCCGGUCCAGGUGUACGAAGGGCAUACCGGCAGUAUCCUGGAUCUCAGCUGGAGCAAGAACAAUUUCCUGCUUUCGUCGUCCAUGGACAAGACAGUCCGGCUGUGGCAUGUCAGCCGGCCCGAGUGUCUGUGCUGCUUCAAGCACAGCGAUUUCGUCACCUCCAUCCAGUUCCACCCGCGCGAUGACCGCUUCUUUCUGGCCGGGUCGCUGGACACCAAGUUGCGCCUGUGGAGCAUCCCGGACAAGAGCGUGGCGUUUGUGGCCACGGUGCCGGACAUGAUCACCGCCGUGGCGUUCACGCCUGACGGGCGAUAUUCCGUCUCGGGCAGUCUGAACGGACUGUGCAAUAUCUACGAGACCGAUGGGCUGAAGGCCGUCGGGCAAAUCCACGUGCGGUCCGCGCGUGGCCGCAACGCCAAAGGCAGCAAGAUCACGGGCAUCGACACCAUCAGCCUGCCCACGGGCGAUCCCCACGGCGACGUCAAGCUGCUGAUCACCAGCAACGACUCGCGCAUUCGCCUCUACAACUUCCGCGACCGCACCCUCGAGGCCAAAUACCGCGGCAACGAGAAUUCAUGCAGCCAGAUCCGCGCCUCCUUCAGCAACGACGGCAAACACAUCAUCUGCGGCAGUGAGGAUCGCCGCACCUACGUCUGGCCGGUUGGCCCCAUGGAGAAGGACGCCGACAAACGUGCCGUCGAGAUCUUCGACACCCAGUCGGCCCUGGUGACGGCCGCCAUCAUGGCCCCAACGCGAGCCAAACAGGUGCUGGCCUUUUCAGAGGAUCCCAUCUACGACAUCUGCAACCCGCCCCCAGUCACCCUCGUCAGCCAAGCCGACAGGGAGAACGGACGGACGAACCGCAAUUCCGGCGCCAGCAAACUGGCCCAAGAAUCCCCGACGUAUCUCUCCCGGUCCUCGCACCCGGACGGCAACAUUCUCAUCGUAGCCGACUACGCGGGGAAGAUCAAGGUACUUCGACAGGACUGCGCGUACCAGAAACGGCGCUACGACAGCUGGGACACGCAUUCGACCAUCUCCCGGCGCAUCCUGCGCCGCACCAACUCGGCGCGCCACAGCAUCGCCUCCUCCAUCGGCAAGGAUUCCCUGAACAAGACGCCCUCUGAACGGAUCAUCUCCUGGCGCAACUCGGUCAUCCGCCAUGGGAACCGCUCCGGCAUGCGCACCCCGCGCACCCGCAGUCCCUCCCCGCACAAAUCCCUCCGCGACCUACCAGGCUACUCCAGCCCAGGGCGAAUCCCACGCCCCGACUCGCGCUCCGGCCUCACCACCUCCUCGCCCACCUCCGCAUACAAAAACUCCCUCGACAGCCAGCGCUCCAGCGGCGACACAACCCGACACAACGGCCACACCACCACACUCGACCCGUCCCGGAACCAGCCGACUACCUGGUUCCCCCGCGGCGGAGACAAAGAGAACCCACUGUGGCUACAAGGCGACCAAAGCUACGCAUUCUACAACAAGAUCGCGCACGACGCAAUGGCGAUCCAGAACCGCAAACGAACCGACAGCAACCGACUCCUCAGUCCCCAUCGCCUGUCCGUGCCGGGAGAGCGCCAGCUAAGCUUAGGCAGUGCGUUAAGCAGCGACUAUGCGUCAUCGAACGGCGACGGGGAGGACGGGGAGGUCCUGAAAUGCGAUAAUUGCCGAGGGACGAAUUUCCGAGCGACCAAGGCGCGCAAUGGUAAGCAGCGAUUGGUAUGUGUGCGGUGUGCGCGACCGAUCAGUUAGCAUUGUAUAGUGGACAUAGUAUGGGAGGGAUGUAAUUACCAGUUUGUGUAUGUAUGUACAAUAGCCUACUAUGGAAGAUAGGCGAUAUACGAGGGACGACUGAUGAAUAAAUAAUGAUUUCUGGAG